AUGCUAACAAGAAGCAGGCAGCGACCACGCCCACAAGCUACCAUUAGCAAACAAACACCACAGAAAGCUGCUCGACUUCACGGACCGUCUGAUCAAUCCGCAGAGCGACUGUCAAAACCUUUCAAAUGUCCAGGACAAGCCAGAACUACCAUCGCUUCCGACCGACCCAGUAGGAAGCGUCGCAAGGUAGACUAUGCAGGUGCCGAUGGAUCUGUUGACGACGACUACAAUAGACCAUGGACUACCGAGGAACGACUCGCCCUUGCGAAUCGCGAUGUCAACAAAUUUGGUAUAUUCAAGGUCAAAGAUAAGGAAGUCACUAUUAAACAACGGUUUUCGGUUCCGUUAAUGAACAAGAACUCUGGUGCAUACGACCCUUCGAGACCCGCACCGACCUUGGGAAUGCGACGAGGAGCUACUUUUGUUGUCAAGCCUCUACAUGAUCCGAGUGGAGAAUUUGCUAUUGUUCUAUACGAUCCCACUGUCGAUGAUAAGCCUGUCAAGAAAAUAACAGAGACGGAACCCACGGCGGAAGAGCCGCCAAAAUUGGAUGAGCCACUGGUUCAUAAAAGUUUGGCUGAUAUAUUGGGAUUAAAGAAGCAGGUCGAAGAUCGUCCAAAAGUCCCUGUGGUUAUCGAUCCUAGACUCUCAAAGAUCCUCCGACCUCAUCAGAUUGAGGGAGUAAAGUUUCUUUAUCGAUGUACCACCGGAAUGAUUGACGAAAAUGCGAACGGAUGCAUCAUGGCAGAUGAAAUGGGACUUGGAAAGACGCUUCAAUGCAUCUCCUUGAUGUGGACCCUUCUCAAACAGUCGCCAGAAGCUGGAAAAACGACUGUGCAGAAAUGCGUCAUAGCCUGUCCCUCGACCCUGGUCCGUAACUGGGCUAACGAACUAGUCAAAUGGUUGGGCCCUGAUGCCGUGACACCGUUUGUGAUUGACGGCAAAGCCACCAAGGCCGAAUUAUCAAGUCAGCUAAAACAAUGGGCUAUCGCUUCGGGUCGUUCGGUUGUGCGUCCAGUACUGAUAGUAUCGUACGAAACGCUAAGGCUGAAUGUUGAAGAUCUCCGUGACACGCCAAUUGGUCUCUUGCUUUGCGAUGAAGGCCAUAGACUGAAGAACAAAGAGAGUUUAACCUGGAAAGAGCUCAAUAGUCUGAACGUCAGUCGCCGUGUCAUCCUUUCUGGUACUCCGAUCCAGAACGAUCUUUCUGAGUACUUUGCUCUUGUCCACUUUGCGAACCCGAACUUGCUGGGAUCACAAAACGAAUUCAGAAAGAAGUUCGAAAUCCCCAUCCUAAGAGGCCGAGAUGCGGCAGCAAGUGAUGAAGACCGAAAGAAAGGAGAUGAACGCUUAUCGGAACUAUCUGCUAUUGUCAAUAAAUUCAUCAUCCGACGAACGAACGACAUCCUUUCAAAAUAUUUGCCAAUAAAAUAUGAACAUGUGGUAUUUUGCAACCUCAGCGAUUUCCAGACGAAUUUGUACAAUCACUUUUUGAGCAGUCCGGAAAUCCGAAGUCUUCUACGAGGAAAGGGAAGCCAGCCGCUAAAAGCCAUUGGCCUUUUGAAAAAAUUGUGCAACCAUCCGGACCUGCUUGAUCUUUCAAGGGAUCUCCCCGGCUGUGAGCAAUAUUUUCCAGACGAUUAUGUACCACCAGACGGCAGGGGUCGUGAUCGUGAUAUUAAAUCUUGGUACUCAGGCAAGAUGAUGGUGCUUGAUCGUAUGCUGGCACGUAUACGGCAGGAUACAAACGAUAAAAUUGUUUUGAUUAGUAACUACACACAAACUCUUGACCUUUUUGAGAAAUUAUGCCGUUCUCGUGCAUAUGGUUGCUUACGAUUGGACGGAACGAUGAAUGUGAAUAAACGACAAAAGUUGGUGGACAAAUUCAACGACCCGAACGGCGAGGAAUUUAUAUUCUUGCUGAGCAGCAAAGCUGGUGGUUGUGGUAUCAACUUGGUUGGAGCGAACAGAUUGGUUCUUUUUGACCCAGAUUGGAACCCAGCAGCGGACCAACAGGCGCUAGCCCGUGUCUGGCGUGAUGGCCAGAAGAAGGACUGCUUUGUUUACAGGUUUAUUGCGACAGGAUCUAUCGAAGAGAAGAUUUUCCAGCGACAGUCACACAAGCAAUCGUUAUCUUCUUGUGUUGUUGAUUCUGCCGAGGAUGUUGAACGUCAUUUCUCGCUAGAUUCGCUCCGAGAAUUAUUCCAGUUCAAACCGGACACACGCAGCGACACUCAUGACACAUUCAAAUGCAAGAGGUGCAGGCCGGAUGGAACCCAACACAUCAAAGCGCCUGCUAUCCUAUAUGGUGAUACAAGCACUUGGAACCACUUUGUCAAUGACGGUGAGAAAGGGCCAUUGGGCAAGAUACAAGAUUUACUACUAAGGCAGGAGACGACGGAGAAAGAUGUUUCCGCUGUGUUCCAAUUCAUUAGCAGUUGA
Molecule: messenger RNA, 2442 nt
Organism: Talaromyces amestolkiae
Lineage: Eukaryota; Fungi; Ascomycota; Eurotiomycetes; Eurotiales; Trichocomaceae
Exons: 4
Coding region: 1-2442 (813 amino acids)
Biological process (GO): double-strand break repair via synthesis-dependent strand annealing; reciprocal meiotic recombination
Cellular component (GO): nucleus
Molecular function (GO): ATP-dependent chromatin remodeler activity; DNA translocase activity; hydrolase activity, acting on acid anhydrides
Source: RefSeq, a predicted model, not a curated record